Messenger RNA from Amblyraja radiata (thorny skate), 1571 nucleotides. Its product is annotated as torsin-1A-like. NCBI's taxonomy places the organism in Eukaryota, Metazoa, Chordata, Chondrichthyes, Rajiformes, Rajidae. The record is from RefSeq and is a predicted model, not a curated record. Gene Ontology annotation, molecular function: ATP binding; kinesin binding; ATP hydrolysis activity. The coding region runs from base 55 to 1437 and encodes 460 amino acids. Gene Ontology annotation, biological process: nuclear membrane organization; protein localization to nucleus. The transcript has 9 exons. Gene Ontology annotation, cellular component: endoplasmic reticulum lumen; nuclear envelope.
CGGGGUCUUGUGGCUCGUCGCCUGUUAGGGGGCGGCCGCCAGGAAACCGACAACAUGAAGGUGAUGGUCCGGGCUGUGCUGCUCGUGCUCUUGUCCACUCCUUUUCUGGUGGUCGUGGAGCCCAUCGGUAUGGGCACUUUUGUUACCGGCCUCUUCACCAAACUGUACUGCAAGUUCCAGGUGUGUUGUGAUGACGAGGGCGUGAAACUCAACCUGACAGGUUUGAAGAUGGACUUGGAUAACAAACUAUUUGGACAACAUAUUGCCAAGCAAGUUGUUUUGAAGGCUGUUGAUAGUUUCUUCACAAAUCCAAACCCUAAAAAACCUCUAGCUUUGGCUCUACAUGGCUGGACUGGGACAGGCAAAAGCCUGAUUAGUAAAAUAAUAGCUGAGAACAUUUACACGAAUGGACUGCAGAGUGCAUAUGUUCAUCUGUUUAUCUCCACUGUGCACUUCCCUCACACUAAAUAUCUCAGCCACUAUAAGGAGCAGCUGCAGAAAUGGAUCCAUGGUAAUGUGUCCACGUGUGACAGGUCCAUGUUCAUUUUUGAUGAAAUGGACAAGAUGCAAACAGGCCUUAUUGAUGCCAUUAAGCCUUAUUUGGAGUACUAUGAUAACAUUGAUGGAGUGGUGUACCGGAAGGCGAUUUUCAUUUUUCUGAGCAAUGCCGGUGGAGAGAGGAUUACUGAGAUUGCACUGGACUUUUGGCGCAGAAGAAGCAAAAGGGAGGAAAUUCAAUUGAAAGAUCUUGAAAGUAAACUGUCUAUCACAGUCUUCAAUAACAAAAACAGUUUGAAGAUGGACUUGGAUAACAAACUAUUUGGACAACAUAUUGCCAAGCAAGUUGUUUUGAAGGCUGUUAAUGGUUUCUUCACAAAUCCAAACCCUAAAAAACCUCUAGCUUUGUCUCUACAUGGCUGGACCGGGACAGGCAAAAACCUAAUUAGUAAAAUAAUAGCUGAGAACAUUUACACGAAUGGACUGCAGAGUGCAUAUGUUCAUCAGUUUAUCUCCACUGUGCACUUCCCUCACCCUAAAUAUCUCAGCGACUAUAAGGAGCAGCUGCAGAAAUGGAUCCGUGGUAAUGUGUCCACGUGUGCCAGGUCCAUGUUCAUUUUUGAUGAAAUGGACAAGAUGCAAACAGGCCUUAUUGAUGCCAUUAAGCCUUAUUUGGAGCACUAUGAUAAAAUUGAUGGAGUGGUGUACCGGAAGGCAAUUUUCAUUUUUCUGAGCAAUGCCGGUGGAAAGAAGAUUACUGAGAUUGCACUGGACUUUUGGCGCAGAGGAAUCAAAAGGGAGCAAAUUGAAUUGAAAGAUAUUGAAAGUAAACUGUCUAUCGGAGUCUUCAAUAACAAAAACAAUUUUAGCAUCUACAGUUUUAUUUGUUUUCCAUCAAAGGUGGAUUCUGGCACACCAGCCUCAUUGAUUGUAACGUGAUUGACUACUUUGUCCCAUUCCUUCCUCUGGAAUAUAAACAUGUCAAGUUGUGUGUCAAGGAAGAACUGGUAGCCAGGGGUUAUCAGGCGAAUGAGGAAAUUAUUACUGCUGUAGCUGAUGACAUGACAUACUUU